Molecule: messenger RNA, 1284 nt
Organism: Batrachochytrium dendrobatidis JAM81
Lineage: Eukaryota; Fungi; Chytridiomycota; Chytridiomycetes; Rhizophydiales
Exons: 1
Coding region: 1-1284 (427 amino acids)
Molecular function (GO): actin binding
Source: RefSeq, a predicted model, not a curated record
AUGAAAGGCAUUACUUUUUCGCUUAUAGCCAUAUUGGCCACUACUGCCCAUGCCAAGGUUCUGCCAACAGUCGAUUCAGAAAGUGUCGUUCAGCACCUUCAAAAGCGACAGUUUAAUGGUGUUAAAAACUUUUUUAAAGGUAAACAGUUCGGGAUAAACGGAGCCAAAAAUGGAGGACCUUCAAAUCAAAACAUCCCUCAAAGUAAACAGGGACGAAACACACCUCCCAAACCUAAAAAUAAUCCUAGAUUGUCGAGAAAAAAGUUUACAACUAAAGGAAAAACACCACAACCGCCAAGUAAUAAUGUCCCUAGUUCCGGAGGUUCGACACCAUCUGGAGGUCCGGCACCAUCUCCCCCAAGUAGUGGUGGUUCUGGUAGAUCGUUCAAACAGGAGCUUAAAGACAAAGUUGAUCAGCGACAAAGUAGAAUUGGCGGUAAUGGUGGCGAUACUAAGAGAAAAGCACCACAACCGCCAAGUAAUAAUGUCCCUAAUUCCGGAGGUUCGACACCAUCUGGAGGUUCGACACCACCUCCCCCAAGUAGUGGUGGUUCUGGUAGAUCGUUCAACCAGGAGCUUAAAGACAAAGUUAAACAGCGACAAGGUAGAAUUGGCGGUAAUGGUGGCGAUACUAAGAGAAAAGCACCACAACCGCCAAGUAAUAAUGUCCCUAAUUCCGGAGGUUCGACACCAUCUGGAGGUUCGACACCACCUCCCCCAAGUAGUGGUGGUUCUGGUAGAUCGUUCAACCAGGAGCUUAAAGACAAAGUUAAACAGCGACAAGGUAGAAUUGGCGGUAAUGGUGGCAAUGCUAAAAAGACUCCACCACCAGUAGCGCCUAAACCUUCACUACCUCCUUUCGCUAAAUCCAAACAGGCAACACCUCCAGGUCCAUCAAGUCCACCUCCAUCAAGUCCACCUUCAAGGCCACCUUCAAGGUCACCUCCAAGGCCAUCAGGUCCACCUCCACCACCUCCAUCAGGUCCACCUUCAAGUCCACCUCCACCAAGUCCAGGUCCACCUCCACCACCUCCAGGUCCACCUCCACCUUCACCAGGCCCUUCUUCACCUUCACCUCCACCGUCAAAUUCCCGAUCGGCACUUUUGAGCGACAUUGAAAAGGGCACCAAAUUACGAAAAGUAGGCCCUCCAUCUCCAAAUCCACCUUCCAAUCCUGGACCUGGUAACGGAAACUCGCUUGUAGAUUCACUUAAUGAUAAAAUCAAGCAUCGGAGGACGAAAAUGAGCGGUGAUGAGCAGCAGGACUGGAGUAGAAAACGCUAA